GCCCGAUGUCCGCAGCAGGUGUGAAGGCCGGGCGGGCAGCGGCCUCCGAGAUGAAGGUCUGCACCCGGGACCCGGGGACACCGGUGCGCACGCGGGGUUGAGCCGCGCCGCCCUGUGGCCACGGCUUCCCGCUCCGGGAACAUGACCACAGCCCAGAACGGCCACGGGCGAGUGGCCGCCAUCCCCUGCUCGGCCUCGGAUCCCGCGGACCCCAGCGCGGUGACCUACCCGGCCUGUCAGAACGGGGGAUGCAGCGGCGGCGACUGCGAAGCCCAGGACGCCAGGUCGGGCCCCGCCAAGUUCGUGCGCCUCUUCUCGGUGAGCCGGAGGCGGGCGGGCGCCCACGCCGAGCGGCCUCGCUCCGUGGUCCUGAUGGGGCACUCUUCCACCUGGAACGCCCUGGCCUCCUUCCGCAAGAUGGGCUCCUUUAAAAAGCUGAGGUCCUCCGUCUUCCAAGGAAUUCAAAACAGAGAGGGGUGCGAUGCCCCCAAGGCGGAGGCCUCGGAGUCUGACGCGGGCCCGGCCCUCCCCAACGGCGCAGCCGUGGCCCUCCCCGCGGGCGGCGGGCGCGGGGCCUCGGGAGCCACGGGCGGGCCGCCCCAGCCCCAGCCCCAGCCCGGGCCCGCGUCCGACGGCUCGGAGCCCGAGGAGGCGGACGACGCCUUCCAGAGGAGCACGCACCGCUCCCGCAGCCUGCGCCGCGCCUACGGCCUGGGCCGCAUCAGCCUCCGGGACGCCGAGCCGCUGGGCCCGCCCGAGCCCCCGGGCCCCCCGGAGCUCCCGGGGUGCGCCGUCCCCGUGCAGGACGCGGAGCACAACGGCGUCGCCUAUCGAAGGAGCAAGAGCACCGACAACCUCAACUUCCUUAGGAAGAGCUCCUUCAAGCGGAAGUCCGCCUCCAACCUCUCCGACCUGCGCACGCCCGAGCGCCCCGCGCCCCGCCGGACGCUCAGCAGCUGCUCUGCAGACUCCGAGAAGCUCGGCGGGUCCGGGUCUGAGCGGAGGACCAAACGCUGGAAGAGCCCCAUCCGGGCCAAGGACUGGGACCGGGUGCUCAGGCUGGUGAGCAGCGCCACUGACGCCGCCUGGAAGCGAGAGCAGCGGCCCAAGGGCGAGGCGCCCUGCCCCGGCGAUGCCGCCCCGCGGCCCGGGCCCCGCAGCCGCCUGCACGACGAUUACUCGCGCCGGGCGUCCAGCGGCGCGGAGCCCGAGGCCAGGAGGCCCGGCCCGGCCCCGGACUUCGGCCCAGCGGGGCCGCAGGGCGCCCACGUGGACGUGGAAACCGCGGUGUUUCCUCUCGAGGCCCAGAGCGGAGCACGCGAAGACUCCCCGGAACCCAAACCUGGCGGCCAGUUUACACUGGGACCCGAGCAGUCUCUGACACCCCUGAGGCCCACCGCUCCCAAGCCCCCCAGCCCGCAGAGCCCCGGCACAGGGAAGGACCCCAACAGCCUCAGCGCACUGUCCCUGAGUUCAGCGGACAGUAACAGCAACGAAAGGGCGGAAGGUGCCGGGCCCUUCCCAGAUUCGGUGCGAGACGCGUGUGACAAAGGCGGUGAGGACAGCGGGUCCAGAAGCCACCCUCAGCUGAGCCUUGGCGAGGCCCAGGGGCCAGAGGAGAAGGACGAGGAGGUUUUUACUGAGGAAUCCUGGAGGCGGGGCUCAUCCCUGGAGGAAGAUGGGAAGGAGGCUCAGAGGACCCCCAGGAGGCGAUGGGGCUCUGGGAGGAGGUCCCGGCCUCGACCGCUCUCAGACUAUGGCCAGUUUGCCUGCCGAAGUUUGUCUAUUCCUGAAGACUCAAUUGCUGUGGACCCCCAGAAGGAGGACAUUGUGGACAGUGACCACCAGCUGAGCAUGGCCUCCACGGUCCCCGCAGACCAGAAUGCAGCCACGGGCUGCCCCAAAGGAUGCCAGAGAAGGCGCCCCAUCUCCGUGAUAGGCGGGGUCAGCUUUUAUGGGAACAGCCAGACAGAAGCAAUAGAGACUCUUCUAACCCAACCAGCAGCCAGGCCGCCUGUGCCAGCUCACCAGGUGCCACCCUACAAAGCGAUUUCGGCCCGGUUCCGGCCGUUCACAUUUUCCCAGAGCACCCCCAUUGGGCUGGACCGCGUGGGACGGCGGCGGCAGAUGCGAGCAUCCAAUAUUUCUUCAGAUGGCGGUACUGAGUCCUGUGCCUUAGUGGACGACAACGGCAGCGAGGAGGACUACAGCUAUGAAGACCUCUGUCAGGCCAACCCCAGAUACCUGCAGCCUGGCGGGGAGCAGCUGGCCAUCAACGAGCUGAUCAGUGAUGGCAGUGUGGUCUGUGCAGAAGCUUUGUGGGACCACGUGACCAUGGAUGACCAGGAACUGGGCUUCAAGGCAGGAGAUGUCAUCCAGGUUCUGGAAGCCUCUAACAAGGACUGGUGGUGGGGCCGGAAUGAGGAGAAGGAAGCCUGGUUCCCGGCAAGCUUUGUCAGGUUGCGUGUCAACCAGGAAGAGCUGUCGGAGAAUUCCAGCAGCACACAGGGCGAGGAGCAGCAGGAGGAUGCCGGCAAGACCCGCCACAAACACGCUGAGAGCAAGCAGCAGAUGCGGACCAACGUCAUCCAGGAGAUCAUGAACACUGAGCGGGUGUACAUCAAGCACCUCAAGGACAUCUGUGAGGGCUAUAUUCGACAGUGUCGCAAGCACACGGGAAUGUUCACUGUUGCACAGCUAGCCACCAUUUUUGGAAACAUUGAAGAUAUUUAUAAAUUCCAAAGAAAGUUCCUGAAAGACCUUGAGAAACAGUACAAUAAAGAGGAGCCUCAUUUAAGUGAAAUAGGAUCCUGCUUUCUUCAACAUCAAGAGGGCUUCGCCAUCUAUUCCGAGUACUGUAACAACCACCCGGGGGCCUGCGCAGAGCUGUCCAGCCUGAUGAAGCAGAGCAGGUACCGGCACUUCUUCGAGGCCUGCCGCCUGCUGCAGCAGAUGAUUGACAUCGCCAUUGACGGCUUCCUGCUCACACCCGUGCAGAAGAUCUGCAAGUACCCCCUGCAGCUGGCUGAGCUGCUCAAGUACACCACGCAGGAGCACAGUGAUUACAAUAAUAUAAAGGCAGCCUACGAGGCCAUGAAGAACGUAGCCUGUUUGAUCAAUGAGCGCAAACGCAAGCUGGAGAGUAUAGACAAGAUAGCACGUUGGCAAGUAUCCAUCGUAGGCUGGGAGGGACAGGACAUUUUAGACCGAAGUUCCGAACUGAUCCAUUCUGGGGAGCUGACCAGAAUCACUAAGCAAGGCAAGAGCCAGCAGCGGACAUUCUUUCUGUUUGACCACCAGCUCGUGUCCUGCAAGAAGGACCUGCUGCGCAGGGACAUGCUCUAUUACAGGGGCCGCACGGACAUGGAUGACAUGGAGCUCGUGGACCUAGAGGAUGGGCGGGACAAGGACUGGAACCUCAGCGUGAAAAACGCCUUCAAGCUCGUCAGCAAAACCACUGACGAGGCUCAUCUGUUCUGUGCCAAGAAACAGGAAGACAAGGCCAGGUGGCUGCAGGCGUGGGCGGAUGAACGGAGACGGGUGCAGGAGGACCGGGAAAUGGGAAUGGAAAUUUCCGAAAAUCAGAAGAAACUUGCCAUGUUAAAUGCUCAAAAGACAGGACAUGGAAAGUCAAAAGGCUAUAAUGGAUGCCCCGCGCCCCCCCCACACCAGAGCUUGCACCCCAUGCACCAGCGCCACGUCACGGUGCCCACCAGCGUCCCGCAGCAGCAGGUGUUUGCCCUGGCAGAACCCAAGCGGAAGCCGUCGCCGUUCUGGCACACCUUCACCAAACUCACCCCUUUCAAGAAAUGAGCGCGGGAGCCGCACGUCGGCUGGCUGUGGCCGCGAAGAGGACCAUUCUGUUCUUCUGUGCUCGGUCCAAGGGCAGCCUGCUGGACCCAGCGCUCUUUUUUGGGGCUGAAUAAAGAAGAGAAGGACCUGGACUCGCCUUCCGGCUCAGAGACACAGCUGCUGCGUGGAAGGCGGAGAAGGUGAGGAAGCUCCCCGGGACCCAGCGGCUUCUGUGACUUGUGCCGAGGUGGCCCGGACUGAGGAACUGGCGACGUGCUCUGAAGCGAGUGCUGAGCAGUGACGCUGCCAGCCCCGCUGGUGACGAGUGCCCGUGCGGCAGCCUAGGUCCAGGUGCUGCCAGGACAGGAUGGCUGGGCGCUUUUGCAUUCGGGUUGAAGGGAAUGGUCGUCCUGGUUGGGGCGGCACUGGCCCGGUAAUCUGUUCCUCUCUUCCUUAGUGUUAGGGGACUUAGAGCAGAAGUGUCCCCUGGUGUCAUCUGAGCCCACACCGUGGCCACAUGGUAAUUAGCAGCUUCAUCUUGUAGGCUCCUCCCACACAGGCUGGUGGGGAACGCAGGCUGGGCCUGUCUGGAAGCAGGGAGACCUCCAGUGCAGUAACUUCGCCUCCUAGGGGGAGGCUGCUUCCAGGGAGGGAGGAGGGAGGCGGGAAAUCCUGUGGCAGGCUAGAUGGCACUAGACAGAUCCUUCUCUAGUCAGGCACUCUCCCACCACCCUGGUAACUCCAGGAGCAGAGCCUGGUCUGCUGGUUCCUAACCUAAAAACUAUUCAAACACAGCCGUUUGCAAUAUAAAAACCCAUUCACUUCAGUUUCAGGAUAAAGUGAAUAUGCAAAUGCACUGAUUGAAAGGCAUUCUCAUUCAAUCAGUUGUUCCUGGCGCCUUCACCAAUGAAGUUAUAAUGACAUUGACAUCCCCUGAGAAGCUUGAGCUUCAAAGCAGCCCAUCAGCUCCAUGAGGAGCCCACUUGGUUACAUUAAUCCAAACAGCAUGCCAACCAUGCCAUUAUUAGCAUGUCAGCGGUUCCUGAAGGUUCAAAAGAGGCUGGAGCAGAAUAUAUCUAGACGCAGAGAUAGCAGCCUUCCUUUAAGGAGAGCCACAUGGCAACAGUUUUCUCCUAGUCUUUGUUUAUAUUGUAAAUUUUGAUGAAAAAAGAGCUUUAGAAUGUGUCUGGAGAAGACAGGCUCUGCGAUGCCAUUGUAAUUUACUUCGUGCACUGGAUGGGCGGGAGGGUAUUGUAUGACUCAAUUUGUGUUUUUCUAUUUGAAAAUCUCCAUUUUGUAUGCUACUCUUGGAACGUUUGUUUUUCUACUAGGCCCAUGCUUAAGAAUAAACAAACCUGUACUGUCGAUCACAGAGGCGUAGUCUGAGUCUCUGGGAGUGUGUAUCCCUCCCCCCCCCUCCCCCAUACACACACACCCACACACCCAGAGCUCUUCCCGAAGGAGAUGAUGACCUGCAACAAGAAGAGGCAAUCUUGGACCUCUCUGUGAGGCUUAGAGCAGCAUUAUGUGAUGGUCAGGAAAUCUUACCGGGCUUUUUUUUGUUUUCUUUUAAUCUUUUAUGAGCUGUUUUAUUUAUUUUAUUUUUUUCAUU
Pipistrellus kuhlii (Kuhl's pipistrelle) is the source of this 5404-nucleotide messenger RNA. RefSeq names its product spermatogenesis associated 13 (gene SPATA13). Gene Ontology annotation, cellular component: cytoplasm. The record is from RefSeq and is a predicted model, not a curated record. NCBI's taxonomy places the organism in Eukaryota, Metazoa, Chordata, Mammalia, Chiroptera, Vespertilionidae. Bases 142 to 3813 code for a protein of 1223 amino acids. The transcript is spliced from 12 exons. Gene Ontology annotation, molecular function: guanyl-nucleotide exchange factor activity; protein binding. Gene Ontology annotation, biological process: lamellipodium assembly; filopodium assembly.